Xyrauchen texanus (razorback sucker) is the source of this 1651-nucleotide messenger RNA. Its product is annotated as peroxisomal membrane protein 11B-like. Lineage: Eukaryota; Metazoa; Chordata; Actinopteri; Cypriniformes; Catostomidae. The transcript is spliced from 4 exons. The coding region runs from base 220 to 1020 and encodes 266 amino acids. The record is from RefSeq and is a predicted model, not a curated record. Gene Ontology annotation, biological process: regulation of peroxisome size; peroxisome fission. Gene Ontology annotation, cellular component: peroxisomal membrane.
CCUUCUUCGGGUGCCGUAGACGGACGAAAAUGUCAGAGUGACAAAAACACAACAACAGAGCAAAUAUGCGAAAAAAACUUUAGCGCCAGUCUUCAUCGAAGUGCACGUAUGCACAGAAACCCCAAAGGAUUUUCUCUGUCAGCCUGUGUAAUCUCUCUGUGAAGUUGUAAAUAUAAGUAAACACGCACCUGAAGGACACACAGGCCCAGGAUUUGCUUUAUGAUGGAGUCGUGGUUGAGAUUCAGUUCGCAGAGUCAAGCCAAAGAGCGCAUUUUCAGGGCUGCCCAAUACGCCUGCACACUCCUGGGGUAUACGCUGCAGAAAGGAGGUGCAAGAGCAGAACUGCUGAAGACCAUCAAACAGCUGGAAGCUCACAUGAGUCUAACCAGAAAAUUGAUGCGUUUAGGGAACUCUGCGGAGGCUCUGGAGGCAGCUAAACGCACUGUACAUUUGUCAGACUGUGUGCUGCGUCUUUGCAUCACAGUGGCCCAUUUAAACAGAGCAAUGUAUUUCGCCUGUGAUAAUGUACUUUGGGCCGGCAAAACAGGAUUGCUGCCUGAACUGGACCAAAACAAAUGGAGCCAGAGGUCGUUUAGAUGCUACUUGUUUGCACUCAUCCUCAACCUAACCCGAGAUGCUUAUGAAAUCCGUCUGCUAAUGGAGAGAGAGUCCCGCAGCACUUCAUCUAAAACCUUUAAUUCCAGUCCGUCCCCUCUCACUCUGACCCCAGAGAACAGAGAUCAUCUGACCCCCUCUCCAUCUUCAGCCCUGUCUCCACUACCACCCCUCCCUCUGAUCUCAGACAGGCUCAACACGCACUUCUCCCUCCUGGUCACGGUGCUGCGCAACAACCCUCCGCUCCUCUUGGACCUCCUGAAGAACCUGUGCGAUGUGUUCAUUCCACUGGACCGGCUGGGACUGUACCCAACGGGGCCAGGCUUUGUAGGAGCCUGCGGUCUCACCUCCUCCAUCCUGUCAAUUCUCACCAUAGUUCACCCCUGGCUCAAACUCAAGCCCUGAAUGACAUCAGUAAACUACACUUCCUGUUUGUGUAUAUAUAACAAGACCAUCUUUGAGGGUGUGUAGAUAGUGGAAAGGAGAAUGUGUGCUGCUUCAUUCCAGUUUAAUUUUACAUUCUGCAAAACCUCCUGUUCUUCAUGUGUGAAAGAAACUUAAAACGAGAUAGUGUUAAAAAGCAAACAAAAAAUGUUUUGUUAAACUUUAUCCCUGUUUAAUGUUCAAGGAUCUUCUUAAAUCUGUAUUUGUGUUGGAGAUGGUUUCUUAUAUUGCUACAGUUGUGAUCCUCUGAAUUAAGUUACACAACUAAUUUCAAUACUGGUACUUGUGCAGUUAUUUAACAAAUUUUUUACCCAAGAAAGUUUUUGAAAAAUUGUAUACUGGUAUUGAUUUCCUUAAUGAGUUAUCCACUGGAAACUGUAGUCACGGGUAAUGAAAAAAAUUAUAUGCUUUUUAAAUGCCCUUUUAUCUCAUAACUGAAUCAAAGCUCAUCUGCCGUCUUUCAUUUAUCAUAACCAUAUUUUGGGACUACAUGAUAGGGAGGUUUUUAUUUUCGAAUGUUAAAGAUAUGUUACCUGAUUUGUGACAUGUUGGAGCUGUGAAACUUUUGAAAUAAAUAAUGCCUUGAAUUUUA